Messenger RNA from Sebastes umbrosus (honeycomb rockfish), 2422 nucleotides. It is a transcript of the gene hibadha, whose product is annotated as 3-hydroxyisobutyrate dehydrogenase a. Bases 69 to 1058 code for a protein of 329 amino acids. The record is from RefSeq and is a predicted model, not a curated record. The transcript is spliced from 8 exons. NCBI's taxonomy places the organism in Eukaryota, Metazoa, Chordata, Actinopteri, Perciformes, Sebastidae. Gene Ontology annotation, cellular component: mitochondrion. Gene Ontology annotation, molecular function: 3-hydroxyisobutyrate dehydrogenase activity; NAD binding; NADP binding. Gene Ontology annotation, biological process: L-valine catabolic process.
UUCAGCUGGUGCUUUUCCUGUGCUUGACAGCUGUCACUGUACACUGAGGUCAAGAGGAGAGAAGAAGCAUGGCUGCGUUGUUUAGAGGGUCAAGACAUUUACUGUUAAGGUGGAAUAAACAUGUCGACCUUGCUUUCGUGUCGACGCGAUCAAUGGCCUCAAAAACACCAGUGGGGUUUGUUGGUCUGGGAAACAUGGGCACUCCCAUGGCCAGAAACCUGUUGAAAAACGGUUAUCCCGUUAUUGCCACUGAUGUCUUCCCUGAGUCUUGCAAGGAGCUGCAGGACAUCGGUGCCCAGGUAGUAGACACUCCAGGAGAGGUGGCGGAGAAAGCAGACCGCAUCUUCACAAUGCUACCUUCCAGUCCCAACGUCAUUGAAGUCUACAUGGGCCCAAAUGGCAUCCUCAAGAAGGUGAAGAAGGGAACGCUGUUGAUUGACUCCUCCACCAUCGACCCUGCCGUCUCAAGAGAGAUGGCAGUCGCUGCAGAGAAGAUGGGUGCCGUGUUCAUGGAUGCUCCAGUGUCAGGAGGUGUCGGGGCUGCCAGCUUGGCCAAACUGACCUUCAUGGUAGGUGGAGUGGAGGAGGAAUACCACGCUGCACAGGAGCUGCUCACCUGCAUGGGAGCCAAUGUUGUCUACUGUGGAGGGGUUGGCACUGGACAGGCAGCUAAGAUCUGCAACAACAUGCUCCUGGCCAUCGGGAUGAUUGGGACCGCAGAGACCAUGAACCUGGGCAUCAGACUGGGUUUGGACCCCAAGCUGCUGACAAAGAUCCUCAACAUGUCCUCAGGUCGUUGCUGGUCCAGCGACGCGUACAAUCCAGUCCCCGGCGUCAUGGAGGGAGUCCCGUCGGCCAACAAUUACCAGGGCGGCUUUGGAACCACACUAAUGGCCAAGGAUCUUGGUUUGGCUCAAAACACUGCCACCAACACUAAGACACCCAUUCCUCUGGGUUCCCUCGCCCACCAGAUCUUCCGAGUCAUGUGCUCCCGCGGCUACGCUAACAAGGACUUCUCAUCCGUCUUCCAAUUCCUACGCGAGGAGGAAGGACAGUGAAUGGAGGGGGGGAGCACAGAUGACUGUGAUGUUACCAUACACACACACACACACACUACAGUACAACCACCCACACACACACACACACACACACCCCAGUGCCCCUUAUCCCACUAUGCUCAGGAGAGACUAAGGCCUUGCCCUCAGGCUCAGAUCUGUGGUCCAAUUAACAUACUGUAUGUCGGCACAUGUCUCCCCUCGUAACAUUAGCUGAAUCAUAUUUUCAAUUCACAGCUCUCUCUCUGCAUGGGGGAAAUGCUAAAACUGACCUUAGAUCAGUAUCCAGAGACAAAGCAACUCUCAUCCCAGUCUGGGAUCCCAGUCUGGAAUGAGAAGCCAGAAUGGAAAAUGAGUGGUAGGAUGAGGCGCUGCAGGUUCAUAUGUACCAAUGCAAAUGAUAUGUGGUUUUUCAGGAUGAUUGAUAAGUAAUAACUGCAUGAUUGCUAAAAGUUUAAGUAUGCUUUUGUCAGGUUUGUGCUAUUUUGCCUGUUACCCAAAAGACUUGGACCUGUCCUUGCUAAUGAAAGAGGACAGAAAAGAAAAAAACAAGCUACAGUAAGGAUUCAGAUAUGGAAAUUUCAUUGACGAGACAAUGAAAGAGAUUGCAGAGAUCAGGUUACUACUGGAGAAAACAAUCCCAUAUUCACAACACUACAUGUAAAGUAACCAAAGUUGGCCACACUGUGGGCUCAAAGUUCACUUGUUUUGUUACAUUUGUCUGUUUUCGGCAGGAAGGUGGGGUCAUUCAAUCGCCUACUACUCCCCUGAAUCAUGCUGCCUGCAUAUAUACGGUACUUUCAUUCACUCACUGGAUCGACCACUUAAGCUCAGUUAAAUACUGUGAAAUAUAUUUGGUUAUUUUUGCACUGUGUGCGUCGCAUUGCGAUGCGCCGGGCCAUUUUGAUACAGUUACAGAAUCUCUUUGAACUUACCUCUCAUCUCUACUGUCUACUUCUGCUUAUCGAGCCACUGGAGUAUUAUUUUGUGACCAACACUGUUUGAAUUUUAUACUGUUCACUACAAAACUGUUAUUCUCAUUGUCUAGAGCUAGCUCUUGCCCAUUAUGGCUUCAAUUAAAGUCCACACAUAUUUCUCCUCUCUCUCUCUCUCUCUCUUUCUGUCUCCGUCUCUCUCUCUCUCAACUUGUACGACAUCUCUGUAAGCGAGGAACAGUUCCUCCCUGCUCUGAACAAAUGUACAUAAUGUAUAUUUCAUAUUGGUGCGUAGUAUUGAAGAGGAAUCUAAAUGGACUGUCAACUUUUUGUAGUAAAAAUCAUUAAUAGUGUCUACAGUUUGUCUUUGCUCUGUGAAACAGAUCCUCAGUCACACUGUAGCCUAAAAUAAAAGAUGUUCUGUGUAUCUGC